AUGGCUAUGCUUUUGAGUAAAAACUAUUUUUCAUUCCAAAUAAAAGGCUACUUUCAACGGCAGCAAUUUAGUGGAGUUUAUACGUGGUACGAUGGUAUUGAGUGGAAGUGUGGAAAAAGAAUUUUGAGGAAUGUUCUAAGUGUACUGGUGGGCGCGAGUGCUACUUGCGGAGUGUUCUUGUAUUUCCUAGACCGAUCGGUUCAGGCAAUGGGCCGUGUCGCGCACCUGCCCAGUUAUCCCUGGGACUUUGAGGGGUAUCUCACAUCUCUGGAUCACUCGGCCGUACGGCGGGGUUGGCAAGUCUACAGAACCAUAUGUCACACUUGCCACAGCUUGCGUUACGUACGAUUCAUGGAUCUGAUCGACGUGUCACAUACGAAGGACGAGGUCAAGGCCAUUGCCGCCGAGUAUGAGAUUCAAGAUGGACCCGACGAAGAGGGAAAUUACUACAUGAGACCUGGAAGGUUAUCUGAUUUAUUGCCACCUCCUUACCCAAAUGAGGAAGCGGCAAGAGCGGCCAAUUUCGGUGCGUACCCACCAGAUCUGACUUACAUCAUUUUUGCCAGGAAGAAUGGUAGAAAUUACUUAUUUUCUUUGCUGACGGGUUGGACAAAACCGCCAGCAGGUAUAUCUUUAAGCGACCAGCAAUAUUUUAAUAUCUACUUUCCCGGAAACGUAAUCAGUAUGGAACAGAUGCUAGUUGGAGGAGUGGUGGAAUAUGAUGAUGGCACUCCAUCGACGACGUCGCAAAUGGCAAAGGACAUAGUUGCAUUUCUAAGCUGGACAUCUUCGCAAGAAUUUGAUGAACGAAAACGGAUGUUUAUCAAGGCAAUGGGAAUCAGUAUUAUAUUAUUAGCUUCGAUUGCUCACUAUUCGAGAUUCGUCUGGUCACACCUAAGAAGUAGACAGAUAGCAUACGUGCCCAAGGAAAAAUAUUAA
Molecule: messenger RNA, 939 nt
Organism: Trachymyrmex cornetzi
Lineage: Eukaryota; Metazoa; Arthropoda; Insecta; Hymenoptera; Formicidae
Product: cytochrome c1-2, heme protein, mitochondrial
Exons: 3
Coding region: 1-939 (312 amino acids)
Biological process (GO): mitochondrial electron transport, ubiquinol to cytochrome c
Cellular component (GO): respiratory chain complex III
Molecular function (GO): heme binding; electron transfer activity
Source: RefSeq, a predicted model, not a curated record